CAGGCACUGCAAAGCCUCUAUCGCUGCUUCAGUAUUGCUCAAAACUAGAAGAGAAUUUGUAUACGUUUCUCGACAAGGUGACUGAUUAGUUUGCGUGCUCAAGCUGCAAUGACAUCCAAAGAGCUUUUAUAUGCCUUUUCUAUGCAGUGUUUUUCUUUUAUUAUUAGGGUCAGACGCCACGAAUGGCUCAGCAUUUCUGUCUAUGCGUGUGUUGAGAGCAUAGCUCUCUGGGCUCCUUCUUUGUCUGACAGUCGCAGAAGUCGUUGAGAACGGCGGCCGAGAAGGACCUUCCCGCCGGAAGAGAAUAAACGGCGAUAUGUUUAAAACGUUCUCCCUGUUUGUCUCGUUCCUCAGAGAGUGCGUUUCCGGGCGCUCCUGUAGAUUUCAGACUUUGUUUCGGAGGGCCGACGCGCCUCGGCCACAAACUGGCUGAAUCACGAAUGAAGUGUGCAAUCGCAGGCCUACGGUCUACAAGCACGCUGGCUGACCGUCACUGUUCCACGCAAAAGGCCUUAUUUCCUCCAGUGGGAACUCAUGGAUAGUCGCACCGCAAUAUAAUCCAAAUAAAAUAAAGAUGGGCGUUCCAACAGUCCUUGUUUGGGGAAACUAGCAUUGCCCAACGCCCAGUUCAAUUGACUGCUUUCUGUAUUCAUUACAUUAAUUUUGCAUGACCAAAGAUGUAUGCAUUUCACAUUUCACAUUUGCUCAGUGUGUCACAGCUAAUUGCACUUUAUCAAACCUAGUUGAAGGACUGUCAUCACUCAAAAUCAGUUCUUGCAGUUGAUAAGUAAUGUUCCUUGUGUGCUGUUUUUUUUUUUUUUUGGGGCCGAAGCCCGUUUUUACAUACCAAAAAACCAAUCCUUUAUUCCAGAUCCAAAAAUCCAAUCCUUAAUCCAGUACCAUGAGCCAAUGCAAACCCAAUCGAGCCGAACUAGCCGAACCGAACCUAUAGCCACUUCUGGCAACCGGUCCUAAACACCCGAAGGGGCGCUCUCUCAGCCCCAAGCCGGAUCAGUGGUAUCUGUUCAAGUGCUGCUCCAGGCCUGGGCUGAAAAUCUUUACGGGCGGUCGCGGACAACACCGAAGCGCACAGGUUUCAUACAUGAUCACCGACCCGGCGCCGAUCGCAGCCAGAAGGCCGAGGAGCGACGCGUGCUCUCUCUGAGGGCCUCACGUAUCUACCGCUGUGUGUGCAUCACUGGUAUUGUACGCAUGCAUAAAGUUUAUCUCCAAGGCGGUAUUCUAUAUUUAAUCCUUUAUCUAUCUGGUACGGGGCUUAAAUAAUCUCGUCAAUGUAAACACAAAACAGUACACAAAUAUACAGAGGUCCCAGGUGAUCUGUCAAAAAGGGUCUGUAAUGUCAAACACCUUUUGCAGUACUGCUUUUGUCUUUCAACUCAUUUUGUUACUGAUUUUGUGUUAAAAGUAUACUUUUUGUGUGUUACAAAGGGAGACUUUUUAACACAGACUGUUAGGUGUGUUGCCCUUAAUCAGACAUGGAGGUGUGUUAAAAAAAUGUGUUGGUUUUCACACAUCUGUUUUGUGAGCGUGGUUUCCACUGAGAUUUUAAUCUGAAAUUUCACUGACUGACUGCUGAGUGUCAGUAUGGCAUGCCUAAAAUCUACUUUCUGGUAAGAUACCUGCGGUUACAGAAAAAUACGUAGGCUGGGUUUCUCGUGAAAAAUAAAAAAAAGCAUUUCAUCGUACUGUUAUCACUGCAAGAUCAUUUGAGACUCCGGUUACAAGCAGAGAUUGUCCAAUCACAAAGGCAGAGAUUAACCAAUCACAGGCAGAGGAGGAGAGAUUCACAUUACCCCAGCAGCUGGGCAGUGAAGAGCGGACGGAGAGCUCUCACAUCCAAACUCCUCCUGCUCCGGAAGGAUCUUCGCAGAAAAGUGCGACAGAAACAUUCGCAGUGCAAGAGCGCCUUAUUGCCGGAAAGCAGGAACAGACGGUGUGACAGGAUCCAGCCAGGAUGGCUUUUUCUGUGACAAAGAGUGAGGGUACCACAAUCUUCACUAUUCCCUCUGACACAGAAAGCUCAUGCCCCUUACUGUGCCAGAUCCUGGGGAACUUGUGCUGCAGUCCCACAUGUCUGGUGUCUGGAAGAAAUCGGAAGGUCAUGGUUGGCACCGUGUCGUCAUUAGCAACGGUGCAGAUCAUGGUGGGACUCUUAACCAUCGGUUUUGGAGCAAUCCUCUUGAUCCUGUACAACGGGCCCUAUUUCAUGAACUACAACAACCCCCCCUACUGGCUGGGAGCCGCUUUCAUUAUCUCUGGGAUAUUUACCAUUUUUGGCGAAAGGUUUCCGAGCGCUUGCUUGGUGUUCCUGACCUCGGUUGUUAAUAUGACAAGUGCCAUCUUUGCUGUGGUCGCGAUCGUGUUCUACGCGGUGGUGUUUGACAGGAUGUGCUAUGAACGUGGCGAUUACAACGACUACCGCAACAACGGAUAUUACGGUACCGUGAACUUGACAGACUUGGUACGGAAAGCGAAUGACCCCAACCUGCAGUUGUGCCGGAUGUACGAGCGUACCGUACUGCCCGUAGCGAUGGGCGUGAAUGUGUUGCUGCUGGUCACUGCUGUUCUCCAGCUCUGUGUCAGCAUCAGCGUGGCGGUUUUGGCGAUCAAGGCAGUGGAGAAGAAGGACGAGGAGAAGCAGGUCCCUGAGGUUCAGCAGCCACUCAUGGAGGAGGUGACAGCCAAUCACGUUGCUUAGAGGAAGCCUCGCCUUAACUACUGACACCAAUCAGUGAUCACUUUUGCCUGUGUAUCUAGAUACAGCAAAGCCUCUAUUGCUGCCUCUGUGACAAAUUCAUUAAAGUGCCCCGUGGAGUAUCAAAACGAUUUUACUCAAAACUACAACAGAAUUGACAUGCAUUUCUUCUUUGGAUGUUAGGCCUAUGAUUGGAAAACAUUUUGGAUGCACACUGAAAUAAUCUUCAAUUUGACUUUCUCUGCAGACGUGAAUCUAUGCCAGAGGAGCCACGAGUAGGCUAUUUGAUAUAUAGCACUUGGUAUUUCUCUGUUUUUAUACAUUUACCUUUUUUGGAAGAUAGCUCAUGAAAAAGGCAUAGCACCAAACCAUUUAUCUCUGGCUUUAACGAUUCAAGGACGUUUGCGUAAAGAAGUCUAAUAAUUAAACAUUUUCUGGGGAUUGUUUUGGCAUUUAAGUCUCUGCAGUAAUAUGUAUGUAGUUAUACAACUCGCAACUUUUCAAUAUAUGAAUUGAUCAGUUGUCAGAGCAGAGCUGUAGAAAGCCUGGGGGAAAACCACAUGGGGGUGGGUCUACAUAUCUAUACAUUUUUAACUAAAAAACCUGCCUGUCUGCCUGAAAUUAUGGGCACUUAUAUGGAUGCAUUCAUUUCCGAUAUGUUAUACAAUGUCUUUUUUCUGGGUUCGUGAACAAAUUAAAUCUCUUUUGCCAAAUGGGAAAA
Molecule: messenger RNA, 3437 nt
Organism: Anguilla anguilla (European eel)
Lineage: Eukaryota; Metazoa; Chordata; Actinopteri; Anguilliformes; Anguillidae
Exons: 7
Coding region: 1976-2719 (247 amino acids)
Cellular component (GO): membrane
Source: RefSeq, a predicted model, not a curated record